UGUGUAUCCAGGUAACGGAGGUGACUGCAGGCUAAAGCUUGUAGGACAGAACACACCCUCUGCACAUUCAUUACAAAAACACAGCGGAGACGCAGCGCCGAGAGACCUCAGUCCUCAGAAAUGGCAGAAGAAGAGGCGUUCUCUGCUGGUGAGGGUCAGUCAGCACGCGGUGGCCUUGCUGCGCCCUCUGCAGGCAGCCACGUGGUACUGAGCUUCACCCCACUGGACCCCAACAGCGAUGGCGUUCAGCCUUUCCCACGUUCUCCAAAACUACAGAGGAAGAUCGCCAAUGCUGCACAGCCCACUCGGGAGCAGCUGGUCAGCCGUCUGGAGAAGCUGCAGGCCGAGAUGUCCAGGACUGGGGCUCACAUCCAGUCCCUGAAGAAACGCAAGGCCAAUCUCUCUAAGAGCACCGAGGGGAUGAAGCAGCAGGUUCGAGAGGACUUCGAGAACAUGCGAUUCGUCCUGAAGCAGGACGAGCAGGCCGUCCAGGAAUACCUGGAGCUGGACCUGAGGCAGACCCGAAGCAGACUGGACCAGGUUCUGAAGAACUGGAAACACCACCAGGACCAGGUCACCAAGAGCAUCGGCAGCAUCCAGAGAGCACUGAGCACCAGCCCGGCGGCGGAGGAAGACAGGAAGCUCAAGGGUCAGUCUGACCAUCUGAGUCACAAGAAGCCGGAUGCCUCUGAGAAGGAUAUCCGACUAAACGAAGAGCGUUUUGAAAGGCUCCUAAAAACAUUGUCCUCCAUCUCCAAGCAGCUGAAAGCUCAGCUUCAGAGGAAGGCUCUCCUGUUAGAUUCAUCCCCCAUGAUGAUAGACAGGCAGACUUGCAAUAGCCAGAUCGCAGUGACCUCAGAGGGGCGGGGCAUGUCUUUCUCCAGCACCGCGCGCUCAACUCAAGAGCAUCCCCUCCAAUUUGACAAGGUGUGCUGCGCUCUGGGCUUGACUCCCAUCACAGCCGGGCAGCGUUACUGGGAGGUGGAUGUCCGCUGCUGCGCCGGGUGGGCUGUGGGCGCCGCCUACGGCAGCCUGGAAAGGAAGGGCCGAGACAAGGCCACCAAACUGGGCCGCAACAGGAACUCCUGGUGCGUGGAGCUACGCAGCGGCCAUCUUUCUGCCUGGCACAAUGACCGGCACGUGGCAUGCCACGGCGUCGGGCAGACGCCGCCGGCUAAGGUGGGCGUGUGGGUGAGCUACGACAAGGGCCAGCUGGUGUUCUAUGAUGCAGACACCAUGGCCACGCUGCAGAGGUUCUCAGCCGCUGUGAUGCCGUUGUUCGACCGGUCUCAUCACCAGUUCACGGAGCCUCUGUACCCUGCCUUACGCUUCCUGAGACCACCCGAGAACCAGAUGUGGCCGAAUCACCUGGAGCUCAGUCACAGCCCACACACAGUGAUGGGAUUCUCCUCCAUGUAGUGGCUGUACAGUAGAGAACAUCAAAGCAA
Cyclopterus lumpus (lumpfish) is the source of this 1448-nucleotide messenger RNA. RefSeq names its product tripartite motif-containing protein 14. Gene Ontology annotation, molecular function: protein binding. The transcript has 7 exons. Bases 121 to 1419 code for a protein of 432 amino acids. The record is from RefSeq and is a predicted model, not a curated record. Lineage: Eukaryota; Metazoa; Chordata; Actinopteri; Perciformes; Cyclopteridae.